GUCGCCAGCGGGAGUGCAACUCACAGCGCGGUCACAAGUUCGCCGGAAAAACAAACAUUUUGCGCGUCGACGUGUGGAGCUAAAGUUCGGCGUUCGUCCCAGCUCCACACGAUUAUGGCCACGCUGUAACUCGCAGUGCGGCUCAUUGGGACCAGCUUGGAUCCAGUGGCGUUCCAAAGCUUCCCGCCCCUCCCCCCCCCCCUCCCCCCGGGCUCGGCCAUGGACUUCUUCAGCGACCCCGCCCUCUUCGUCGGAGGACUGGACGGGCUGGACGAGGACGUCUUCCCCUCGGCGCCGUCGCUCGUGGACGAGCUGAACCUCGCGGCGGAUUUUGAGCCCCUGCAAGUGGUGGCGGCGGAGCCCCUGGACCCGGGGAAGCACCCCGACACGGCGCCGCCGGCCGCCGCCGCGCCUUCUUACGGCCAGCAGAUGGGCCGCUACGUCGGCACCAAGGCGCAGGCUCCUAUGGGGCCGCCGUUUGCCGGGCCCGGGGUCGGAGGUGGUGGUGGUGGCGGCACGGUGGCGGACCGGCACGGCCAGUACCACAACGCCGCCGUGAGCCAAGUGCCUCAGUCCAACGGGCUGUUCUGCAGCAGCAGCCCGAUGUGGGGCGACCAGGACCAGAACGGGAACAUGUACCACCCCUUAUCGCAGCAGCAGCUUUGUCAGCAGCAGCAACUGCACGACCGGCAACUUCAUGUCAGGCAGCAACAACAACAACAACAACAACAACAACAGCAGCAGUGCAGAAUGCAGCAGCAUCAUCAGCAGCUGUUGAACCAGCAGCACAUCAACACUCAGGCGAUGUCCCUGCAGCAGCAUCACGACUUCUCCUUCCACCAGAGAGCUCCGAGCCAGCAGCAGCUUCACCAUCCUCAGCACCGAGGGCCGCGGUUCCAUCCGAGCAAGUCUUAUCUGGAGAGCGGGACCUGCUUGCAGCCGCCGCCGCCGCCACAGGGCGGCUACCAGUUGACCCGGGGAGGUCAAACCUUCUCCGGGUCGGGAUCGGAAGACCCGAACCUGCCCUUCCCCAUGCACUCUGCGCCGAUGGGUCACCCCUUGCCCACAUGCUCAGUCGGUUCUGCCACGGCGUACCAAGCCGCUCGGUACCCGGCGUAUCCGGGCGAGCCGGAGAUCCCCGGUCUCAGCCAGCAGUCCGCAGCCUCGGGGGCGACGCCCGCCGCCGCCGCCGCUGCCCCCCUCACGUCUACAGUGCCUGAGCUCCCUGGGUCGGUGUGUCAGUUCCCAUCGGCGGCGGCGAUGAGGAACCAGGCGGACGAAUGUGCCUUCCGGGCGCCGCGCCGCUCCGGAGGAACCAAGUCGUCGGAGAUGUUCGGCGAGUCGAUGAACUGCUUCCCCAGCGCCGCCAGCCGCCGGCCGCCCGCCGAGCGGCCCCCGAGCCGCGGGGCCGCGGACACCAACGGAUACCGAGCGCCGGGGGACGGCCUCCUGCCGUCGAAGGCCGGCGGCGGCCUGGAGGGCCUGGAGCCUCCCGACCUCCUGCCCGACCUCCUGCCCCAGCUGGAGGCCGCUCUCAGCCAACGGGGCGAGUCCGACUGUUCCUGGGUCGACUCCAGCAAGGCGCCACCUGUUGAGCACGCGCAGGAACAGCCUCGAAAGAACGCUAAUGGUCCCGGUAGCCAGGUCCGGGUCCUCAGCCCCCCAGUGAAGAGCAGCUCGUCGUCGUCCUCCUCUUCCUCGUCGUCUCCGUCCUCGUCGAGCUCCUCGUCGGAGACGAAGAGGACGCCGCGGAGGACGCAGCAUCAGAUGGAGGUGGCCACGCAGGACAAGCAGGAGAAGGCCAAUCGGAUAAUAUCGGAGGCUAUCGCCAAGGCCCGGCAGCGCGGGGAAAAGAACAUCCCGAGAGUUAUGAGUCCGGAGAGUUUCCCCAGCUCGUCGUCGCAGUACAAGCACCGGAAACGAGAGCACAAGGGAAAGGGCAAGGCACGGACGAAAGGGAAGGGCUGUAGGAAGGCCUGUAUUAUACCCUCCUCCAAGCCCAAUAAGAAGACAAAGAUCGGGAAAAUUGUCAUCAAAAUUGGGAAGAAGAAGAAGCGAAAGCCGGCGUCUUCGGAGGAGUCUGACGACGACCCUCCCCCCCGACACGCUGCUAGAGACGACGACUUUAAGAGGCGAUCCAAUCGCCAGGUGAAGAGAAAGAAAUACGCCGAAGAGCUGGACGCCCGGUUGUCGGACGACGAGGUCAAGGCCAUCGGCAAAGCCAAGAAAAGCGGCACGGCGGCAUCCAAACAGUCGGCUGUUCAACUCUUUGUAGAGAAUCCCAGUGAAGAAGAUGCUGCUGUUGUGGACAAAAUCAUGUCUUCUCGUAUCGUCAAGACGGAGGUUUCUCCAGGAGUGGUGGUCGAAGGAGAGGAGUUCUUUGUCAAAUACAAAAACUACUCCUACCUGCACUGUGAGUGGGCCACGGAGCAGCAGCUGGUGAAGGACAAGAGGAUUCAGCAGAAGAUCAAACGCUUCAAGCUGAAACAAGCACAGAGGGCGCUCUUCUUUGCGGAUAUGGAAGAGGACCCCUUUAACCCGGACUAUGUGGAGGUAGACCGAGUGCUGGAGGUGUCUUAUUGUGAGGACAAAGACACGGGAGAGGAGGUGGUGUACUACCUGGUGAAGUGGUCCUCUCUGGCUUAUGAGGACAGCACCUGGGAGCUGAAGGACGACGUGGACCAGAGCAAGAUUGAAGAGUUCGAGCAGCUGCAGGCAGUGAAGCCGGUCACACGCAGGACGGAACGGCCCCCGGCCAAUCUGUGGAAGAAGAGGGACCAGUCGAGAGAAUACAGGAAUGGCAACAGCCUCAGGGACUACCAGCUGGAAGGGGUCAACUGGCUCCUCUUCAACUGGUACAACAGACGUAACUGCAUCCUGGCCGACGAGAUGGGCCUCGGCAAGACCAUCCAGUCCAUCACGUUCCUGCAGGAGAUCCUCCGCGUGGGCAUCAAAGGGCCGUUCCUCAUCAUCGCGCCGCUCUCCACCAUCGCCAACUGGGAGCGCGAGUUCCGUUCGUGGACCUAUCACAACGUCAUCGUCUACCACGGCAGCAUGGUCAGCCGGCAGAUGCUCCAGCAGUACGAGAUGUAUUUCAGGGAUACGCAGGGCCGUGUGGUGCGAGGCAACUACAGGUUCCAGGCCCUCAUCACCACGUACGAGAUGAUCCUGGGAGGCUGCCCCGAACUCAACGCCAUCGAGUGGCGAUGCGUCAUCAUCGACGAGGCCCACCGCCUCAAGAACAAGAACUGCAAGCUGCUGGAGGGCUUCAAGCUCAUGAACCUGAAGCACAAGGUCCUGCUGACGGGAACGCCUCUCCAGAACACCGUGGAGGAGCUCUUCAGCCUGCUCCACUUCCUGGAGCCGGCCCGCUUCCCAUCGGAAAACCCCUUCAUGCAGGAAUUUGGAGACCUGAAGACUGAGGAGCAGGUGCAGAAGCUUCAGGCGAUCCUGAAGCCCAUGAUGCUGCGCCGGCUGAAGGAGGACGUGGAGAAGAAGUUGGCGCCCAAAGAGGAAACCAUCAUCGAGGUUGAGCUCACCAACAUUCAAAAGAAAUACUACCGCGCCAUCCUGGAGAAGAACUUCACCUUCCUGGCCAAAGGAGCGGGCCCGGCCAACAUGCCCAACCUGGUGAACACCAUGAUGGAGCUGAGGAAGUGCUGCAACCACCCCUACCUCAUUAAAGGAGCAGAGGAGAAGAUCCUCGAGGACUUCCGGGAGGUGUACAGCCCCACCGCGAUUGAGUUUCACCUGCAGGCGAUGGUGCAGUCAGCCGGGAAGCUGGUCCUCAUCGACAAGCUGCUGCCCAAGAUGAAGGCCGGAGGCCACCGGGUGCUCAUCUUCUCCCAGAUGGUGCGCUGCCUCGACAUCUUGGAAGACUACCUCAUCCAGAGAAGGUACUUGUACGAGCGAAUCGACGGCCGCGUUCGUGGGAACAUGCGGCAGGCGGCCAUCGACCGCUUCAGUAAGCCCGACUCGGAGCGCUUCGUUUUCCUUCUGUGCACGAGGGCCGGCGGCCUGGGCAUCAACCUCACGGCGGCAGACACCUGCAUCAUCUUCGACUCGGACUGGAACCCGCAGAACGACUUGCAGGCCCAGGCGCGCUGCCACCGGAUCGGCCAGAACAAAGCCGUGAAGGUGUACCGCCUCAUCACCAGGAACUCGUACGAGCGAGAAAUGUUCGACCGCGCCAGCCUCAAGCUCGGCCUGGACAAAGCCGUGCUGCAGAGCAUGAGCGGCCGAGACAACAGCCUGGGCGGAGGGGGAGGGGCGGCGCAGCAGCUCUCCAAGAAGGCGAUUGAGGACCUGCUGCGACGCGGCGCCUACGGGGCCAUCAUGGACGAUGAGGACGAGGGGGCCAAGUUCUGCGAGGAGGACAUCGACCAGAUCCUGCAGCGCAGGACCAAGACCAUCACCAUCGAGUCCGAGGGACGGGGAUCCACCUUCGCCAAGGCCAGUUUUGUGACGUCCGGAAACCGCACAGACAUUUCUCUGGAUGACCCCAACUUCUGGGACAAGUGGGCCCAAAAGGCCGACAUUGAUAUGGAAAUGGCAAACGGCAGAAACAGCUUGGUGAUCGACACUCCUCGCGUCCGGAAGCAGACGAGGCCGUUCAGCGCCACCAAGGACGAGUUGGCGGAGCUCUCGGAGGGCAACAGCGAGAGCGACGACACCAAACCCAAACUCAGGCGCAACCACGACCGCCUCAACAGCUACGGGCGCACAGAGUGCUUCAGGGUGGAGAAGAACCUGCUGGUGUAUGGGUGGGGUCGUUGGAAGGAUAUUCUCAAUCACGGGCGUUUUAAGAAGCAGCUCGCGGAGAAGGACGUGGAGUCCAUCUGCAGAGCCCUCCUGUCCUACUGCCUGGUCCACUACCGCGGAGACGACAAGAUCAAAAGCUUCAUGUGGGACCUGAUCGCCCCGACCGAGGACGGACAAACCAAGGAGCUGCAGAACCACCUGGGGUUGUCUGCUCCCGUCCCCCGUGGCAGAAAGGGCAAGAAGGUGAAAGUCCAGUCCAGCUCCUUCGACAUCCACAAAGCCGAGUGGCUCCGCAAACACAACCCGGAGCACAUGCUGCAGGACAACGGCUACAAGAAGCACCUCAAGCAUCACUGCAACAAGGUGCUGCUCCGGGUCAGAAUGCUCUACUACCUGAAACAAGAGGUGAUAGGAAGCCAGGCCCAGAGGGUGCUGGACGGCGUGGAGUGCAGUGACAUAAAGAUCUGGGUCCCGGACCCCGACCAUUCCGAGCUGCCGGCCUUGUGGUGGGACGCCGUCUGUGACAAGUGUCUGCUGCUGGGCGUCUAUAAGCACGGUUAUGAGAAGUACAACACGGUGCGCGCCGACCCGACGCUGUGCUUCCUAGAGCGCGUGGGCCGACCGGACGAGAAGGCCAUCGCCGCCGAGCAGAGGGGCAACGACUUCAUGGACGGGGAUGUGGAUGACCCAGAGUACAAGCCUGCUCCCGCUCUGCUGAAGGACGAUAUGGAGUAUGACGCCUCGUCUCCUGGAGAGUUGAUUGUCACUGACAACGCCGGAGACGCAGUUCCAGUGACGGGCGGUGGCGGUGAAACCUCCUACUGGCCGUCCCCCUCGGUGCUGACGGCCCGGCUCAGGCGCCUCAUCACGGCCUCCCAGCGCUACACCAAGAGCCGGCAGAUCCUCCAGAUCCACCAAACCCAAUCUCCGUCUCAGUCGAUCACGACGAUGUCCGCCCCGCUCUGUCCGCUGCCGCCCUCGUUCAACGACGCCCUCAACCCCAAGAUGGUCGCCAAGAUCGAACGGCAACAAAGGUGGACCAGGCGAGAAGAAGCCGACUUCUACCGCGUGGUCUCGACUUUCGGCGUCGUGUUCGACCCGAACCUCGGCCGGUUCGACUGGACCAAGUUCCGGGCCAUGGCCCGGCUGCACAAGAAGACCGACGAGAGCCUGCAGAAAUACCUGUGUGCUUUCACCGCCAUGUGCCGAAGGGUGUGCCGCCUGCCGCCCAAAGAGGGAGACUCCGCGGUGGACCCGUCUCUCACCCUCCUGCCCAUCACGGAGGAGCGAGCGUCUCGCACGCUGUACCGGGUGGAGUUGCUCCGCCAGGUGAGGGAACAGGUGCUCUGCCACCAGCUGCUCUACGAGCGCCUGCCGCUGUGCCAGGUGAGCUCCGACCUGACGGUGUGGUGGGAGGCCGGCGCCCACGACCGCGACCUGCUGAUCGGUGCCGCCAAACACGGCGUCAGCCGCACGGAUUACCACAUCCUGAGAGACCCUGAACUCGGCUUCAUGGCCGCCCAGCGCAACUACAGCCAGACGAAAGCCGCGCUGCAUCAGUCCCGCGCCUCCACCCCGCCGCCGCCGCCGCCGCCGCACCCUCAGGGCCCGGCCGCCGGCUCGGUGCCGACGGCCUCGCCUCCGCCCGGCGGGCUCGUACCCAAAGUGGAGCCGGCCUCCGAGUGGGAGGAGGGCCUGGAGAAGCAGGGGGAGAGUUGGAGCCCUCCUCCGCCGCCGGUGACUCCCACGGGGCUGGAGGAGCGGCUGGAGGAGCGGCCGCUGGGCGGCGAAGCCGGCGAGGAGGAGAGGCAGGCGGCGGCGGCGGCGGUGAGAACCAAGCCGCUCACGCCCAACUCCUCCGAGAGGAAACCGAAGAAGGCCAGCAAGAGGAGCCGCAAGGAGGCCAGGCGAGGCUCGGGGUCCGACCCGGGCGGCGGCGGCGGCUCCUCCUCGAGCUCUUCCUCGCGCUCCUCUUCCUCCUCCUCCUCCUCUUCUUCCUCGUCACAUUCCGGGUCCAGCUCCUCCUCCUCUUCAUCGUCUGGCUCCUCUGGCUCGUCGUCGUCCUCCUCCUCCUCAUCUUCUGACGACAGCGGAGGUGAGGGAGAGGAGGGGAAGAAGAAAGUGCCGGCGGCAGCCAGCGUGAAGGGCUUCGACGAGGACAGCGCGGCGUCUCCGAUGGCGGCGCAGGACGAAACCCUCGGCGCCCACGCGGCCGAGAACGGCGUCGCCAACAACGCCUCGCAUCCGUUCCAGGGGUACAUGCUCGCUGCGUCCUACUGGCCGAAGGAUCGCGUGAUCAUCAACCGCCUGGACAGCAUCUGCCAGGCGGUGCUGAAGGGCAAGUGGCCCGGAACCCGCCGGGUCUACGAGCCCGGAGGCGCGGUGGCCUCCUUCUACACCACCAAGCUGCUGGACAACGCCAACAGCGGCCUGUGCGAGGACCCCUCUGCCUCGCCACAGGGGUCAAAGGUGACCGAGCAUGUUGCAGAAAACAAGGAGUUCUCAGUCAAACUCAACGAUCAGGAGGGAAGUCUGAAGUUGACCUUCCAGAAACAAGGUCUACCUCUGAAGAGGCCCCUGGAGGCCGAGGAGGGGCCCCAGGCCCAGCAGCAGUACCUGGCGCGGCUUCACGAGCUGCAGAGCGCCUCGGACACGGGCCUGGCCGACAUCACCAAGCCUCAGUGCAGCUUCCAGACGGCGCCUCCAGGUCUCACUGGUCAGAUGAGGCUGAACGGAGGACUGGACGGUCAGCCGCUGGUGAAGAGGAGGAGGGGAAGGAGGAAGAACGUGGAGGGGAUGGACCUGCUCUUCAUGAACAGGAGUAGAGUCCCUUCUGUUCCUGAUCAGGUGCCUCCAGGGUGGGGCGGUAUUGGCCAGGUGGGCACGGCCGGGGACUCCGGGCCGGGCUUAAGCCAGAGCUCCAAUCAGGUCCCAUCCGGGGACACCGACAGCCGGGUCCCCGUCAUCAACCUCAAAGACGGCACCAGGCUGGCCGGGGACGACGCCCCCAGGAGGAAAGACCUGGAGCAGUGGCUGACGGAGCACCCUGGCUUUGUGGCCGACACGGGAGCUUUUAUCCCCGGUGUAAAUAAGAUGCAAAUGCAGUUCCACUUCCAGGACGGGCGUCCCAAGCAGAAGAGGCACCGCUGCAGGAACCCCAACAAGAUCGACGUGAACAGUCUGACCGGAGAGGAGCGCGUGCAGAUCAUCAACAGGAGGAACGCCCGCAAGGUCGGCGGCGCCUUCGCUCCCCCCCUGAAGGAUCUGUGCCGGUUCCUUCAGGAGAACCCGGAGUACGGAGUCCCGCCCGAAUGGGCCGACGUGGUCAAACAGUCGGGUUACCUCCCGGAGAGCAUGUUUGACAGAAUCCUGACGGGCCCCAUCGUUCCCGAGGAGGUGAGCCGGCGUGGGCGUCGACCUAAGAAUCCUCUGGCCAAGGCGGCGGCGGCGGCCGCAUCGGCGCCCAACCCGGCGGCGGCGGCGGCGGCGGCCUCCGCGCUCGGCCUGAACCCCCUGCUGGCCAACGGCCUCCUCUCCGGCAUGGACCUGAGCAGCCUGCAGGCCUUCCAGCAAAACCUCCAGAGCCUGCAGUCCCUGCAGCUCACCGCGGGCCUGAUGGGUUUGCCGUCCGACGCCGGCAACGUGGCGGCGAGCAACUUGGCGGCCAUGUUUCCCAUGAUGCUCUCUGGCAUGGCGGGACUCCCGAACCUGCUCGGCAUGAGCGGCUUGCUGGGGAAGCAGGAGGGCGCGGGGAGCUCCGAGGAGACGCCGAAGGCAGAGCCGUCUGCCUCCGGAGGCCCCGCCCACUCCUCGGACUCCAAAGGGGAAAGGACCGAGGGGUCGGCCGCGCCUCCUUCCAGCUUCUCCUCCUCCUCCUACGCCGCCGCCCCACAAAGUGCUUCGGCCGCCUCCGGUCACCCGCUGUCUCUUAACCCCUUGAUGCUCUCCAGUAUGCUUUACCCAGGGAUGCUCCUCACUCCAGGCCUUAACAGUGACCCCGCCCUCCCUCCUCCUCCUCCUCCUCCCGCCGCCUCCCAGUCGACGGAGCGGCGAGCGGCAGAGAGGGACGACGAGGCGUUGGAAGACGACGAAGACGACGACGACGACGAAGAGGACUCUGCGGAACAAAAGGAGAACAGUGGUCCCGAGGGGUCGGGCAAAGCGGAGUCGUCUUCAUCCGACUCCGGGGGCUCGUCUUCAUCGGAUGAUUCCGACUCGAGUGAUUAGGACUGAACACACCCACGAAGAUAUAAUUAUAAAUUUAUUUAUGUAUCGCCUAGAAAUGUAUACAUAUAUUCACAUAUAUAUGGAUUUUCCAGCACUUAUGUUACGAUUUCUUUACAUGUAAAUACAAGAACUAACGGAAAAAAAAAAUAAUGUUGUGUAAUAAAGAGAAAACCCCUUACAAAAACAGGAAAAACAACUGAAAUAUAAUUUCGGCGUUCGUUCGCGAAGGAACACGCAGUCGUUUGUUUUGAGGCAUUUUGCAUGUCAGACUUUAAGUAGAUUUCUGAACCCUGUGAACCACGAUUAUGUACAAUUGCAACAAAAAAACGGCAUUAUUGUAAUUGUCAGGAUUUAAUUUUAUUAAAAAAGUGAAACUACA
This is a messenger RNA of Pseudoliparis swirei, 9367 nucleotides long. It is a transcript of the gene chd9, whose product is annotated as chromodomain helicase DNA binding protein 9. Gene Ontology annotation, molecular function: ATP binding; ATP-dependent chromatin remodeler activity; protein binding. The transcript is spliced from 39 exons. The record is from RefSeq and is a predicted model, not a curated record. Bases 220 to 8988 code for a protein of 2922 amino acids. Lineage: Eukaryota; Metazoa; Chordata; Actinopteri; Perciformes; Liparidae.